This is a messenger RNA of Oncorhynchus nerka (sockeye salmon), 4017 nucleotides long. RefSeq names its product DEAD (Asp-Glu-Ala-Asp) box polypeptide 59 (gene ddx59). Bases 348 to 1925 code for a protein of 525 amino acids. The record is from RefSeq and is a predicted model, not a curated record. Gene Ontology annotation, molecular function: ATP binding; nucleic acid binding; RNA helicase activity. NCBI's taxonomy places the organism in Eukaryota, Metazoa, Chordata, Actinopteri, Salmoniformes, Salmonidae. The transcript is spliced from 5 exons.
CGACGUUGGAUAAGAUGCUUUAUGCUCGCUAGCAGCUAGCUUCAGUUUGGGUGUUUACUUCGAUAUCUUUGUGUUUAUCAUCAGCAAUUAAUAAUUCGUUUUGUGUGUUUACUUGCGUCGUUUUGAUCUUUAAAUCGCAAUGUAAUUGCGCCAAAACCUGGUGUUGUUUUGUAUCGCUAGCUGGCUAGGCUUGAAGUUACUAGCGUUUGCUAGCUGAAUCCCACUCAUCCGUGUACAGGUGGCAUUAUCACUGAGAUAGUCUUUGAUUAACGUUAAACAUCGUGUAUAUCGUAUUCGUAACCGUCUGUCACACCCAUUCAUGCGCUUUAGGAUAAUACUUUGGAAACAUGUUUAUGCCAAGAGCACUGAAGGUGAAGAGACCAACAGACAACACAAGUCAGGUGCUUAAGAAGAAGUGCAAGGUGAGCCAGGAGGGAGAAAAGGAAGGCAGCGAUGGCACAGGACAACCCCCCAACCACAGCCUAAAGACUUCCACUACAGCUCCCUAUGAGAGUGUAGAGACAGACAUGAACGCUGAGACACAGGUGAAGCCUGAUGACCAGGACACACACCUUCCAACCCUAGAGCAGGGUACAUGGAGUCCUGUACGAGCACCAGAGGACCAUCAGUCCUCAGACUCUGAGUCCAGCACCGAGGAAAGCGAAGAAGAGGAGCCUGUAAAAUCCUUCAGAAAGAGCCAGAGAUGGCCCGAACCGGGGGAGCCCGUCUGCGUCAUGUGUGCUCGCUUCGGGGAGUACAUCUGCGACAGCACUGACAAUGAUGUGUGCAGCCUAGAGUGCAAGGCCAGUCACCUGGCUAAAAUGGGCAUGGGCACAGGGGACGAUGCCUUUAACCGAGAUGACACAGAGGAGAAGAGGACUUCACAAUGUGGACAGCCAGCCGUUGACAGAGCUGGCAAUACUGUUGAGGAUGUAUACAAGGACUAUUCCUACAAGGAAGAUGCAUUUAUCUCUGGGUUGACAGAGGAGCAAGUGCAGCGAGUAAAGCAGGAGCUGGGCAUUGUGACAGAGGGCAGGGAGGUGGGCAGACCCAUCAUAGAGUUUGAGCAAUGUAACCUUCCCUCAACUCUCAGUGCCAACCUGAAGAAGGCAGGGUAUGAGGCGCCCACCCCUGUUCAGAUGCAGAUGGUGCCUGUUGGCUUGGCUGGCAGGGACGUGAUUGCCAGUGCUGACACGGGUUCUGGGAAGACGGUGGCCUUUCUGCUGCCAGUGGUAGUGUGUGCUUUGAAGAGGCUAGUGGAGGGUGGUCUCGGUGGUCCAGCAGCUCUCAUCCUGACCCCCACCAGGGAGCUGGCCAUCCAGAUCGAGAGGCAGACCAAGGAGCUGGUGAUGGGCCUACCUAACAUGAGGACUGGCCUGCUGGUGGGAGGCAUGCCCCUGCCCCCGCAGCUCCACCGCCUCAAGAGCACCAUCAAGAUAAUAAUUGCUACCCCAGGACGACUGCUGGAGAUCCUGAAACAGAAGGCAGUGCAGUUGGAUGGAGUGAGGAUUGUGGUGGUUGAUGAGGCAGACACCAUGCUGAAGAUGGGCUUUCAGCAGCAGAUCCUGAAGGUUCUGGAGAACAUCCCGGAGGAGCACCAGACCCUGCUAACAUCCGCCACCAUCCCCAAGGGCACAGAGCAGCUGGCAGCCCGACUGACCCAGGACCCGGUACGUAUCGCCAUCGGGGACAGGAACCAGCCCUGCGCCGACAUCCGCCAGAUAGUGCUCUGGGUGGAGGAGCCCUCCAAGAAGAAGAAGCUCUUUGAGAUUUUAAAUUGGGAAUUCCCGCAGUAUCCUGAAGACUCCCACUGGGCGAUAUUAAGACAGCUGUCGCCCUGCCCCCCCUCUCCAGAGGAAAUGGGUGGGCCCUCAGCCAUGGCUUUGCUCCAGGAAACUGAACAACGGUUCAUACCAUCUAUAUAAGGUAGGGAGCGGGAAGAGCCUGUACUUUCACAGACCCUUUGGCAAAAUGGCAUUAGAUCUGCUUAGAUCAAUGUUACCAUCCAGGGGGAUGUUGACUUGUACUCCUAUAUUUGACCUGCAACCCACAGUCUAUUUUCCAACUAUUUAAAUACUUGUUUUCUUCUAUACUAAACAAAAAUAUAAACCCAAUUAUGUGCUGAAAUAAAAAAUAACAGAAAAUGUUUCUUGCGCACAAAAAGCUUACCUCUAAAAGUUUCUGCACAAAUUUGUUUACUUCCGUGUUAGUGAGCAUUUCUCCUUUACCAAGAUAAUCCAUCCACCUGACAGCUGUGGCAUAUGAAGAAGCUGAUUAAACGGCAUGGUCAAUACACAGGUGCACCUUGUGCUGGGGACAAUAAAAGGCCACUCUAAAAUGUGCAGUUUUGUCACGCAACACAAUACCACAGAUGUCUCAAGUUUUAAGGGAGCGUGCAAUUUCAUGCCGACUGCAGGAAUGUCCAUCAGAGCUGUUGCCAGAGAAUUAAACGGUUUGUCGAGAUCGGUGUGGAAGAACCUGACCUCAGCCCUAUCGAACACCUUUUGGAAUUGGAACGUCGAUUGCGAGCCAGGCCUAAUCGCCCAACAUCAGUGCCCGACCUCACUAAUGCUCUUGUGGCUGAAUGGAAGCAAGUCCCUGCAGCAAUGUUUCAACGUCUAGUGGAAAGCCGUCCCAGAAGAGUGGAGGCUGUUAUAGCAGCAAUGUUCCAACGUCUAGUGGAAAGCCGUCCCAGAAGAGUGGAGGCUGUUAUAGCAGCAAUGUUCCAACGUCUAGUGGAAAGCCGUCCCAGAAGAGUGGAGGCUGUUAUAGCAGCAAUGUUCCUACAUCUAGUGGAAAGCCUUCCCAGAAGAGUGGAGGCUGUUAUAGCAGCAAUGUUCCAACGUCUAGUGGAAAGCCGUCCCAGAAGAGUGGAGGCUGUUAUAGCAGCAAUGUUCCAACAUCUAGUGGAAAGCCGUCCCAGAAGAGUGGAGGCUGUUAUAGCAGCAAUGUUCCAACAUCUAGUGGAAAGCCGUCCCAGAAGAGUGGAGGCUGUUAUAGCAGCAAUGUUCCAACAUCUAGUGGAAAGCCGUCCCAGAAGAGUGGAGGCUGUUAUAGCAGCAAUGUUCCAACGUCUAGUGGAAAGCCGUCCCAGAAGAGUGGAGGCUGUUAUAGCAGCAAUGUUCCAACGUCUAGUGGAAAGCCGUCCCAGAAGAGUGGAGGCUGUUAUAGCAGCAAUGUUCCAACGUCUAGUGGAAAGCCGUCCCAGAAGAGUGGAGGCUGUUAUUGCAGCAAUGUUCCAACGUCUAGUGGAAAGCCGUCCCAGAAGAGUGGAGGCUGUUAUUGCAGCAAUGUUCCAACGUCUAGUGGAAAGCCGUCCCAGAAGAGUGGAGGCUGUUAUAGCAGCAAUGUUCCAACGUCUAGUGGAAAGCCGUCCCAGAAGAGUGGAGGCUGUUAUAGCAGCAAUGUUCCAACGUCUAGUGGAAAGCCUUCCCAGAAGAGUGGAGGCUGUUAUAGCAGCAAUGUUCCAACGUCUAGUGGAAAGCCUUCCCAGAAGAGUGGAGGCUGUUAUAGCAGCAAUGUUCCAACGUCUAGUGGAAAGCCUUCCCAGAAGAGUGGAGGCUGUUAUUGCAGCAAUGUUCCAACGUCUAGUGGAAAGCCUUCCCAGAAGAGUGGAGGCUGUUAUAGCAGCAAUGUUCCAACGUCUAGUGGAAAGCCUUCCCAGAAGAGUGGAGGCUGUUAUAGCAGCAAUGUUCCAAAUCUAGUGGAAAGCCGUCCCAGAAGAGUGGAGGCUGUUAUAGCAGCAAUGUUCCAACGUCUAGUGGAAAGCCUUCCCAGAAGAGUGGAGGCUGUUAUAGCAGCAAUGUUCCAACAUCUAGUGGAAAGCCUUCCCAGAAGAGUGGAGGCUGUUAUAGCAGCAAUGUUCCAACGUCUAGUGGAAAGCCGUCCCAGAAGAGUGGAGGCUGUUAUAGCAGCAAUGUUCCAACGUCUAGUGGAAAGCCUUCCAACUCCAUAUUAUGAGAUGUUCAAUGUAAUGUAUUGUAUUUCCUCAUUACCUGUGUGUUUGUUUUGCCCACU